CUGAUUCCACUCGCUAGUAUGGGAGUCCCGUCUCUUAAAACGUAGAUAUUAUAUGCUCUUUGGUCCGUAUUAUGAAGUUUGGAACCUCUUUAAAAAAAUAAGUGGAAAAUAACCCCCAAUUAAUGUCAAUAACAUAGUAGUACCAAAUAAUAUUCGUCCUUAAUUUGUAGUCGAGAAGGUUAGUAUUUUAACACAGGCUUAGAAUACCAUUUUAAUUUUACAAGUUUCAGCUUCACCGUACCGAACGAAACCGGCACCGGCUUAAGCUAUCGCAAACUUAGUUUUAAAAACUGGGAACCCCUGCGAAAGGUCAUUCCAUAUUAACACAGGCGAUUGUUGACUCUCAGUUGAUUUCUACUUCUUCGAACAUACAGACAUGGCAGCCAAUGGAAAGUUAGCGCUUCUCAGCGUCUCCGACAAAACCGGCCUGGUGCCGCUAGCCAAAUGCCUGUCAGACAUCGGACUAGGUCUCGUCAGUACUGGGGGCACGGCGUCCGCGCUCCGCGCCGCCGGGCUGCAGGUGCGCGACGUGGCCGACAUCACUGGAGCCCCGGAAAUGCUCGGGGGACGCGUCAAGUCGCUGCAUCCUGCGGUGCACGGAGGGAUCCUGGCAAGGCUAACUGACUCCGAUCAGGCCGACAUGAAACGCCAGAAGUUUGACAUGAUCAGUGUAGUGGUGUGCAAUCUUUACCCCUUCGUCGACACCGUAGCCAAGCCCGAUGUGACCAUCGCAGACGCUGUGGAAAACAUCGAUAUCGGUGGUGUUACUCUUCUCCGGGCUGCGGCAAAGAACCACGACCGUGUCACGAUCCUAUGUGAUCCUAGCGAUUACGUCAGUGUUAUUGAGGAGUUGAACCAGAAGAAACAGACUUCUUUGGAAACUAGGCAAAAGUUGGCCCUGAAGGCUUUCACCCACACGGCAGAAUACGACACGGCGAUCUCUGACUACUUCCGCAAGCAAUACUCCGCAGGGAAGGCCCAGAUGACUUUGCGUUAUGGCAUGAAUCCCCACCAGAAGCCAGCCCAAGUGUUCACAACCCGCGACCGCCUGCCGCUGACAACCGUCAACGGUUCCCCCGGCUUCAUCAACCUGUGUGACGCGCUCAACGCGUGGCAACUAGUACGGGAACUGAAGCAAGCCCUUGGAGUUCCUGCCGCCACUAGCUUCAAGCAUGUGUCGCCCGCUGGCGCCGCUAUAGGAUUACCUCUUACGGAGCAGGAGGCCGCAGUGUGCAUGGUGGGCGACCUGCCGCCGCCGCUGCCGCCGCUGGCGUGCGCCUACGCGCGCGCGCGCGGCGCCGACCGCAUGAGCUCGUUCGGGGACUUCGUGGCCCUGUCCGAUGAGUGCGAUGAAGUUACUGCCAGGAUCAUCUCCAGAGAAGUGUCCGAUGGUGUCAUCGCCCCGGGUUACAGCAAGGCAGCGUUGGAACUGUUAAAGAAGAAGAAGGGUGGAAGCUAUUGUGUCUUGCAGAUGGACCCCACCUACGACCCAGCCCUCCUCGAACAGAAGACAAUCUUCGGUCUUACCUUAGAACAGAAGAGGAACGACGCUGUAAUCACGCCGGAGUUGUUCAAGAACAUUGUGACUGACAAGAAGGUGUUGCCUGAGAACGCUGUUAGAGAUCUCAUUGUGGCUACGAUUGCGCUCAAAUACACGCAGAGCAAUUCAGUGUGCUUCGCUAGGGAUGGACAGGUUAUCGGCAUCGGAGCAGGUCAACAGUCCCGCAUCCACUGCACGCGCCUGGCGGGCAGCAAGGCGGCGCUGUGGUGGUCGCGCGCGCACCCGCGCGUGCGCGGCCUCCGCUUCAAGCAGGGCGUCACGCGCGCCGUGCAGGCCAACGCUAUCGACAACUUCGUCAACGGGACCAUUGGCACGGACAUGCCGCUGUCGCAGUGGGAGUCCCUGUUCGACGGCCCGGCGCCCGCGCUGCUGACGGAACAGGAGCGUAGCGAGUGGCUCACGCACCUCGACAAGGUGGCGCUCGCUUCUGACGCCUUCUUCCCGUUCCGGGACAACAUCGACCGUGCUGUACAGUGCGGCGUAGAGUACAUCGGCAGCCCGGCCGGCUCCAACAACGAUGCUGAGGUCAUUACAGCCUGCAACGAGCACAAGAUCACGCUGGCACACACCAACCUUAGGCUGUUCCACCACUAACGAGCCUACCAUCCUACCCUUCUUUGGAGUCUAGGGGUAUUUUGCCAGCCAGAAAACGGAUUUGAGUUUUUAAUUUUAGAAUUGAAUUUUGGCUAUCGCUUCAAACGCGGUCAUAGCGAGGGCUUAGGCAUGAGUUCUAUGUCCACGGACGCGAUAUCGAGUAGACAAAGACAUUAUGAAUUCGAAUCUAACUUUACAACUUGCAAAUUACAAACUCUGGGACUCAAUGGGUUAAGCUGUUUUUAAAUCUCGGAACUAAAAUGACAGUUCGGUUUGCCAAAUUACUUUCUCGUUUUUGUACCAAUUUUGUAUUAAAAUAACGGACUACUUGGACUAAUUGAGGCAACCUAACUCUUAUGUGUCUGCUAAUAUAUAGCAAAUCUAAAGUUGCACCAACCAUAAAAAAUAUAUGUAAUAAAAUAUAUAAAUACCUAAAAAAAAAUUAAGAUUUUUCUGUAAUUUUGUAAUAUAAUGUACCUACAAGUAAUUACAGUUGUGGAAGAGCGCGACGUCUCAACACAGGCUUUGUAAGCCUAAAGAGAGGCCCCAGCAAAUGCUUACUAUGUCUGUAAAUAGAUAAUAGAAAUAUUUUUAAUUUGUUUUUUUCAUACCAACUAUGAACAUUUCCAUAGGUAUAAUCAAAUUUGUUAAGAACACAGACGGUUUGGUGGAAUCUGCGAGUUCCUAUUUGCUUUACUGUGAUCAUGCUAGCACGCGUAUUUUAUCGUCCCUCGCGAAACCAUUGGGGACUCGAUUAAACUGCAAAGCAAUUAAUUACAUUUUAUUGUCUAUUCAUCAUUCCAUAUUUUUAUUGUUACAAUUUUAUUAUAUAAGUAAUUGUUAGCGUUUUUAAGAGAAUGUAUUUAGAGUGAAUCUCUUUUAUACUCGUAUUUGUUAAAAGUAUACAUUGUGCCUUGUUAGACUUUAAGGAUUCAAUAAACGUAUGACGUUUA
Cydia pomonella (codling moth) is the source of this 3108-nucleotide messenger RNA. RefSeq names its product bifunctional purine biosynthesis protein ATIC. NCBI's taxonomy places the organism in Eukaryota, Metazoa, Arthropoda, Insecta, Lepidoptera, Tortricidae. The transcript has 11 exons. Gene Ontology annotation, molecular function: phosphoribosylaminoimidazolecarboxamide formyltransferase activity; IMP cyclohydrolase activity. Gene Ontology annotation, biological process: 'de novo' IMP biosynthetic process. The coding region runs from base 377 to 2155 and encodes 592 amino acids. The record is from RefSeq and is a predicted model, not a curated record. Gene Ontology annotation, cellular component: cytosol.